CUCGCGCGAAGUCACCGGAGAAAGACUUGCAAAUUCUUGGUUGCUCCAACCGGCAGGCGGUUUGGGUUUGGCUCCACCAGUAGCAGUGGAAAGUGUUUGUGCUCAUUUUGGUUUGAAUGAUCGUACCGCGUGUGGUGUGCUGCUGGUACCGAAGGCAUCGCACUGUUCCGACCCGCUAAUCGACUAUCCCGGUGAGACCGGUACACUCGUCCUAGCGCGCGGCACGUCUACAGGCAAGCUGCUUUCAAAGGAAACGCGCCAACCAUGCACGGUGGAGGAGUAGACACCGACAAGCAGAACGGCGGCGAUACGGCCUCGCUGCGAGAGAAGGUACAGCUGCGAAGGGGAGAAAAAUGGCGCAUCCUGAAGAACAUCAUCACGGUGUCGGUGGCGUUUAUGGUGCAGUUUACCGCGUUCCAGGGCACGGCAAAUCUGCAAUCCUCGAUCAAUGCAAAGGACGGGCUCGGCACGGUGUCGCUCAGCGUCGUCUACGCGGCGCUGGUAGUGUCCUGCAUCUUCCUGCCCACGCUCGUCAUCCGCAAGCUCACCGUGAAGUGGACGCUGUGCGUGAGCAUGCUCUGCUACGCCCCGUACAUUGCCUCGCAGUUCUAUCCACGGUUCUACACCCUGCUGCCCGCGGGCGUGCUACUCGGCCUGGGCGCUGCCCCGAUGUGGGCCAGCAAGGCCACCUACCUGACGCAGCUCGGCCAGGUGUACGCCAAGCUGACGGACCAGUCGGUCGAGGCGAUCAUCGUGCGGUUCUUCGGGUUCUUCUUUCUCGCCUGGCAAACGGCUGAGCUGUGGGGCAAUCUGAUCUCCAGCCUCGUGCUGUCCAGCGGUGCGCACGGUGCGGCCUCGGUCACCGACGAGAUGGGCAAUGGAACGGGCGGCUCCCAUCAUGAUGAUUCGAACCUGGAAAGCUGCGGCGCCAACUUCUGUGUCGUCGAAACGUCCAACAACGCCAACCUGCAGCGUCCUCCGGAUUCGGAGAUUUUUGAAAUCUCUGCCAUCUAUCUGUCCUGCAUCGUGGCCGCCGUGGUGAUCAUUGCCGUGUUUCUGGAUCCACUUUCACGGUACGGCGAGCGGCGGCGCGGGUCCAUCUCGGCGACGGAAAUAUCCGGCAUGCAGCUGCUGUCGGCCACGUUCAAGCAGCUGAAGAAGGCCAACCAGCAGCUGCUGAUUCCGAUUACCGUGUUUAUCGGCAUGGAGCAGGCAUUCAUCGGUGCGGACUUCACGCAGGCGUACGUGUCGUGCGCGCUCGGCAUUCACCAGAUCGGCUACGUGAUGAUCUGCUUCGGCGUGGUUAACGCCAUCUGCUCCAUCAUUUUCGGUUCCGCCAUGAAGUACAUCGGACGCGUCGUUAUCAUUAUCCUAGGCGCGAUCGUUCAUGGAGCAUGCAUAAUCUACCUUUUGUACUGGCGGCCUCAUCCCGACCAUCAGAUAGUAUUCUUCAUCCUUUCCGGCCUGUGGGGCAUCGGUGAUGCCGUGUGGCAGACCCAGAUCAAUGGACUUUACGGUGCCCUGUUCCGGCGCAACAAGGAGGCCGCCUUCUCCAACUACCGGCUGUGGGAGUCGGUUGGGUUCGUCGUCGCCUACGCCUACUCUACGAAUCUGUGCGCCCGCAUGAAGCUGUACCUGCUGUUUGGCGUGCUCGUGUGCGGCAUGGUUGGCUACACGAUCGUCGAGAUACGGCAGCUGAAGAAGGAGAAGCAUCUCAAGAAGCUGGAAGAAAUCCCGAAACAGCAGCAAACGGAAGCGGACCGGAAGGUCAUCGAAGAGGACGACGAAAAGGACGAGCUGGAGGAAGACAUUGUGGUUACCCAUCUUUGAUGGAUUCAGCCCGGAUCGGCUCUGUUAUCGUCUUUUUACAGUCAGCACUGUUUGCCUGCUUCGUUCGCUCCCGAUUGUUACCACUUAUGAAUGAGUUAUCAUGUUCGUAUAGAAUGUUAGCCGUUAAAUUGUCGUACCAAGAGUCUUAGCAACACCGUUCACAUCAACUAUGCUAUACACACACACACUCACACAUAAACUCUCGCAACAAUACACAUAUGCCACAUACGAGAAAAGCUCAGAUCAAUUCCACAGCAGUACUAGAGCAGAGCAAGAUGAAUGCAUUCAGUUUAAGAUAGCAAGCAGGUUUAGUAUAAAUGAUAGAGACGCAUGCGAAUGCAAAUGGCUUCGGUCGAUGUGUUGUGUGUAUGUUAAGACCAGCUGCUCGCGGUAUAAGUUUCACCAGUAGGAUCGUGCAUCAGUGCAGCGGUCUCGACUUUGUGUAAUUCCUCGACCUUGCCCGUCAGUGCAGCGUAUUUGUUAAUGUUUCCUAAAAGGUUCUAGAUGAAUUGUACAACGUUUCGAUAAAAUACUUACGAGAUAAAUGAAGUACGAUUAUUACAACA
This is a messenger RNA of Anopheles gambiae (African malaria mosquito), 2396 nucleotides long. RefSeq names its product UNC93-like protein. The transcript is spliced from 9 exons. Lineage: Eukaryota; Metazoa; Arthropoda; Insecta; Diptera; Culicidae. The coding region runs from base 265 to 1830 and encodes 521 amino acids. Gene Ontology annotation, cellular component: plasma membrane; striated muscle dense body. Gene Ontology annotation, biological process: regulation of potassium ion transport; regulation of muscle contraction. The record is from RefSeq and is a predicted model, not a curated record. Gene Ontology annotation, molecular function: potassium channel regulator activity.